Molecule: messenger RNA, 7058 nt
Organism: Syngnathoides biaculeatus (alligator pipefish)
Lineage: Eukaryota; Metazoa; Chordata; Actinopteri; Syngnathiformes; Syngnathidae
Product: disintegrin and metalloproteinase domain-containing protein 11-like
Exons: 26
Coding region: 384-2978 (864 amino acids)
Biological process (GO): proteolysis
Molecular function (GO): metalloendopeptidase activity
Source: RefSeq, a predicted model, not a curated record
CGCACACACGCACGCUGCGGAGCGAUGCAUCCGCGGUGCUGCGCGUUCUCCUCUCGCUCCUCGCCUCUUCCUCACUGACCGUCGUCCACUUCCUUCCGAUCGUUCCCCGGCGCCGUAAAGUGUGUGUGGCGGGGGGGCAAGUGUUUCAAUGUCAUCUUCAUAUGUAAAUGUCGUCUGCGUACGAGGGGGAGGAGGAGGAGGGGAGACGAUGGCGCCAGACGCGCCAUAGCACCGACUUUGGAUCUAUUUUUGUUCUAGUCGUAUUUAUUUUGUAACGUUUUUUUUUUUGUUUGUUUAUUUUUCUGACCUCUUUGGUGACGUUUAUUUUAUUUAAUUUUUUUUGCGGGCCUGCAUUCGGUGACCGGCGGGAAUGUGUGACGACCAUGCUGGCGGUGCUGUGCUUCUUGCUCUUUGCUGCAGUGGGCGAGCGGCUGGCGGCGUCAGGUGUAAACAGGAGCCCAGGUCAGGAUGAAGGCACCUGGGGUCGAUCCCCCCGGUCCGGACAGAGGACAGAGGGCAGCGACCCGGCGGUCCAGGUGACCUAUCCCAAGCGUCUGGUGCAGAGGACCGAGUCGGAGCAGGAAAAGGCGCACGAGCACCUGGACACCCGGGUGAAGAAUAACACGUGGCACACCUCGGACAUUCACUUGGCGCAGAGCUGUUUCCAAGUCGAAGCCUUUGGACGUGCCUUCACACUGGACCUAGAGCUGAACCAUCACUUGCUGUCUGCGGAAUACGUAGAGCGCAAUUUUACACCGGACAGCCGACCCUUGCAGUCACCGGGAGGAGAGCACUGCUACUACCAGGGAAGGUUGAGAGGUGUGCCGGAGUCGUGGGCGGCUCUCUCCACCUGCCACGGCCUUUGUGGGAUGUUCUCAGACGGCAUCUUCUCUUAUGGGAUUGAGCCUUUUUACAACGGCAGCAAUGAGGAAAAUGGCGCCCACUUGAUCCGCAGGAUGUCAGAUUUCAGGCUCUUCCCCCAUUGCGCGGACUGCACAGACGACAGCGAGUGGGAUCGCAGAGGGGGCGGCAAAGACCAAAGGGGGGCGCCGCAGCGGCAGGAGGAGCCGUCAGGGGCGCUGAGGCGCUCCAAGCGCUUUGUUCGCAGACCCUCCGUGCAGACCGAGACCAAAUAUAUCGAGUUGAUGGUGGUCAACGACAACGACAUGAUUGUACAGCUGCGACGCUCCGGCAGCCAAACGAAAAACUUUGCCAAAGCGGUGGUAAACAUGGCGGACGCGAUCUUCAGGGAGCAGCUGAACACGAGGAUCGUGCUGGUCGCCAUGGAGACGUGGACAUCGAAAAACAUGGCGCCGGUGGUGGAGGACCCGCUGACCACGCUGCAGAACUUCAUGAAGUACAGACGGGACAACAUCCGCGAGGAGAGUGACGUUGUCCAGCUAUUCUCAGGGCGCACGUUUCAAAGCGGUCGCAGCGGCACGGCUUACACGGCAGGAGUGUGCUCACGGACGAGGGGAGGGGGAAUCAAUGAGUUUGGCAGUGUCGGCGCCAUGGCCAUCACUUUGUGUCAAAGCCUGGGCCAGAACAUCGGGAUGAGGUGGAACAACGCACGGAAUUCUGCAGGAGACUGCAGGUGUCCCGACACCUGGCUGGGCUGCAUUAUGGAGGACACUGGAUACUAUCUGCCCAGAAAGUUCUCCCGCUGCAGCGUAGACGAGUACAUCCAAUUCUUGCUCCAGGGCGGCGGCAGCUGCCUCUUCAACAAGCCCAGCAAGUUGUUGGACCCUCCAGAAUGCGGCAAUGGCUUUGUGGAACCCGGUGAAGACUGCGAUUGCGGAUCUCAGGUGGAGUGCGCCCGCAGCGGAGGAGCCUGCUGUAAAAAAUGCACGCUCACCCACGACGCCAUGUGCAGCAACGGACUGUGCUGCAGCGGCUGCAAGUACGAGCUGAGAGGCGUGGUGUGUCGAGAGGCGGUCAAUGACUGCGACAUCGCAGAGACCUGCACUGGAGACUCUAGCCAGUGUCCUCAUAACGUCCACAAACUGGACGGCUACACGUGUGAAACUAAUCAAGGUCGCUGUUAUGGCGGACGAUGUCGCACUCGAGACGGACAGUGUAGAGGACUCUGGGGUUUUAACUCGGCCGACAGGUUUUGUUACGAGAAGCUGAACGCCGAAGGGACGGACAAAGGCAACUGCGGUCGGGGCCCCGGCGGCCAAGGCUGGCUUCAGUGCAACAAGCCGGACGUUUUGUGUGGCUUCUUGUUCUGCGCCAACAUCAGCACAAAGCCCAAAUUUGGGGACCUUCAAGGCGAGGUAACUAGCUUCACCCUCUACCACCAGAACAAGUACCUGGACUGUCGGGGCGGCCACGCCGUGCUGGAGGACGGCUCCGACCUGGGCUACGUGGAGGACGGCGCCCCCUGCGGGCCCAACAUGAUGUGCUUGGAGCGACGCUGCCUCCCGGUGGCGGCCUUCAACCUCAGCAGCUGCGCGGGUUCCAACUCGGGGCGCGUCUGCUCCGACCACGGGACGUGCAGCAACGAGGUGAAGUGCAUCUGCGACAGAGACUACACCGGCAAGGACUGCAGCGUUUUUGAUCCCAUACCCGAGCCCACCGUCCCGACGGGCCCGGGGAAAAAAGGUCCAAGUGGCACCAAUAUCAUAAUAGGCUCCAUCGCAGAAACAUACGGAGAGGAAGAUCUGGCGGAGGAUAAGACGACCAUCAUCUGUCUAGGUGUCCUGCCCACGUCCUGUCUUCUUCUUCUCCUUCUCCUUCUUCUUCUUCUUCUUCUUCUUCUUGGUUGCACACUGUCAUGGUCCACAUUGGGGAAGAGAAGGGAACAACAAGAACAAAAUGUCUUCCACUCCUGUUCCCGGCUCUCCGGUCCCCUUUUUCACUGUAAUUCUCCUCUUCACCGUGAAAGACACCAGAGUUUUCCGCCACCUGCGGGACGAAGAGCAAAUCAGCCAAGAUGUCUAACUGCCUGCCUGGACCACAGACUCCUUCUCACCUAAUUUUUGUACUUGCCUGAUGGCUUGAAGUAAGCUAAAGAUGCUAAAGAGGUUGAUUCCCUGCCUGCCACAACCUCAAGAGCUCACGCACACGUCCUCCACUCUUAAGAGCAUGGACUGGAUCAUUUCUGGACCGGAUCUGGUUCAUAUUCGGACUGGAGCAGACUGGAACUGGACUGGAUUGAAAGUCCAUCAGGGUGGAUAAAUCUAGAAUAGGAAUAGAACUGUAACAGAUCUGGAUCAGGUCUGGACCAGAUCUGGACUAGAGUUGCACUGAAUUUGUACUGAACUUUGACUGCAAUUGAAUUGAUAGAUGACUGGAUUUGGAAUGUAAAUGGACUCGAACCAGAUCAAGAUCAAAUCUGGACCUGUUCUUUCACUGGACUGAGUAUUAGUCAAAUCUGGACUGUACAGGGAACAGAUCUCUACUGGAUCUGGACCAGAUUUAGACUGGAGUGGGCUGGAGCAAGACUAAAUCUGGGCAGAUAUUUACGAGAUCAGAAUGUUAAAUAAUCAUGGAACAAAUCUUGACUAAACUAACUAAGACCAUAACUGUCGUAGACCUAGCCUUGCUUUGGACUGAGUCUGGACCAGAUUUGGACUAGAGUUGCACUGAAUUUUGGCUGCAUUUGAAUGGAUAGAUGACUAGAUUUGGAAUUUAAAUGGACUCGAACCAGAUCGGGAUCAGAUCUGGGCUAGAUUGGACCUGUUCUUGCUCUGGACUGACUUUCAGUCAGAUCUGGACUGUACAAGGAACAGAUCUGUACUGGAUCUGGACCAGAUUUAGACUGGAGUGGGUCGGCGCAAGACUGGACCUGGGCAGAUAUUUACUAGAUCUGAAUGUUAAAUAAUCAUGGAACAAAUCUAGACUAGACUAAAACCAGAACUGUCGUAGACCUAGUCUUGCUUUGGACUGAGUCUGGACCAGAUCUGGACUAGACCUGGACUACCUUAUGACUGUACAAGGAAUACAUGUUUACUGAAUCUUGAUUAGAUUGCGAUUGGGUUGGAUUGUGACCAUUUCUAGACUGUUCUGGACCAAAUUUGGACGUGAUCAGGUUUACAUUCAGACUAGAUCCCAAUUUCGUCAGGCCUGCCUGGGCUGCGCCUAAAUGAAUCCGGCCCGACCUGUUCUAGGCCUGAUCUCGGCAUGGGCUGGUAUGAGAUUCUGACGCUAGGAUCACUGUUAAAAAAAAAAAUAUUGCGGUUUCAUGGACUCACGAUGUUUCAAUUAUAGCUCCAAAAUCGUGUAAAUUUAGAAGAUAUGGAUAUGGAAAAGAUAUGGGGAAAUAACUUUUCUUUCCUUGGAACACACGCCGUAGUUACAUUAGGAAACAUAAAAAGAAAAUAAGCAGUGGAAUUUUUCGAAGUAAAAUAAGUCGUACAACAAUCAAAGUACUUAUUUCAGAAAGUAAGUAGCUCCUAUAGUUUUUUUUUGCUGGUUUGUUAAAUAACGGCAGAGCAGAAGCAAGCUCGCGGUAGCCACGCUAGCUAGCUAAGUUACCUUAAUUUCACCAAUUGUAGCUGAUUGCGAAUGUUCGAUUUGAAGACUGCGUUAUCGUGGUCACGUAACGUAACUUUGGAUUCGGCGAGCCAUGAAGCGAGUCAUUGUCAAUAUUUUGGUCAGUAAUUUGUAAGAAUAAUAAGAGCCCUACAUGGGGCUGGCAAUAGUGUAAAUUUGUAAAAUAAAUUUCAACAGAGGAGGUUUCUGUCCGACGGAAGCAAUAUUUCCUCGUCUACCAAGCCAACAAUGGAAGGGAGAGAGUUUGUGUUAUUUUACUUGCAUAAUCAACGCCCCCCACCCCCCAAAAAACAAAAACAAAACAGCUCAUACUGCUUUUUUUUUAAACUGGCAACUGGCCCAUGCCUGUUCUGAACCUGUUCUAAAAUCGAUCCACGACUGCUCUGAAUUACAUCCAAACUGGAAUAGGAUCGGAUCUGAAACAGAGACCCGGACCUGGAUUUGACGUAGACAGGAUCUGGAGUGUCUUUGGAAUGGAUGUUCAGCCUCGACCAUCACAGGGGAAAAAAAAAUCCAAGCAUGUUUUCCAAAGAUGACCCCGGAGGGACCAACUGUUUUUUAUCCCAACUGCCAACCAACUGGUCUGAGAUGACCACUUUCAGGAAGACUGAAGAAUUGUGGGAUUUUUGUUUUUUUGGGUUUUGCUUUUGGAUCACUUGACAGGACCAGCGCUCGUUGUCAAUCCCCAGACACUACAUUUAACUGACUAGUCUUCGCUCACUACCUUUUUAUCUUUGGACAUUGUACCCAAACACUUGUUGUUGUUUUUUUUUUUUUUUUUAAGAACAGAAGAAGAAUGUGCACGUCACUCCGGACACCUUCACGUUUUCAAUGUAACAACGAGAUAAGGAAAAAUGUCACCUUACAGGACUUCAGGGGCUUUCCCUUUGUUUAUGUUUGUGGAAGUUCAAUUUUGGCUCGUUAGCGGUUAGCUCCCAUUGUCACGUUAAGAGGGUCAUCACGUCUGAUGUGUGGAGGAAACUCUUCUACCUAGUAGUUGUGACAAAUUAGUAGGAUUUCAUACAAAAAGUCUUUCACCGUAAUUUAAUAUCCAUCUACUUUCAGUAUCCUUAGCCUCAUUAGGGUUCAUGCAAGAGGCGGGGGCACACCCUGAACCGGUUGCCGGCCAACCCCAGGCCACUCGCGUUCGCUGAGGACAAUUUCGAGUCUUUGAUGAAGUUCACGUGCACAUUUUUUGGAAUGUAGGAGAAACCGGAUCACAGGGCAAAAACCCACGCGAGCGCCGGAAGAACGUGUGAGUUCCCGAUAUGCAGCGCUUGCCUUGAGAUACGAGCGGCCCGACUUACGAGUUUUCCGAGGUACGAGCCGUCAUUCGGGUGAUUUUUGCUUUGAGUCGUGAGUGCAAUGAACUUCAAACUGCAACUCACAGUUCAUGUUUAUCAAACAAAGCACAAAUAGUCCACCGACGACAUAUAAAAUAUACCAACGCUCAUUUUCUCGAUCCUCUGUUUACAGCAGACAAUAUUAGUGACGUACUGAUGAGCUCAGAGAGGAUUUAACAGUAUGAAUCCCGCUUGAGUUCUCAGCAUGAUUGGCUGCUGUAAAGAGUCGAGGAUUCUUAUCCAUCUCUCUUAUACUGCCACCAGGUGGCCAAGGUGGGCACACGAGAAGGAGGGCCCAUUUCAUUUAUGCACUUUGACAAAAACGCUUUCAUUCUUUUUAAUUGUAUUUAAUCACGUCAUUACUGUAUGACACAAUACACUUUUUUUUUGGGGGGGGUGAGGCUGGAUUUAAUUAAAAGGGGGGAAGAUUAGUCGACUUUUCAGUUAUUAGCAUGGUCAAAUUAAAUGUGUAGCUCAAGGCGCUAAAACUCGAAUUGAAUAUAUUAUUAAUAAUAUAUUAAUAAUGUGAAUAAUAAUAUUACUACUAUUAUAUAAUAUUAAAAUAUUUACUUAACCAAAAAUGGCAAAUGUGUCAAAAUUCCAGAGAGAAAAACAAAACAAAAAACAUAAUAAAAACCAAAACCUUUUGCCAUCGCUGAACCAUUCAAAGGACAGUUUGGUUUUUCAUAGCAUCACGUAUGUCUCUCCCCCACCCCCAAGCCCCCCGACACACACUGGAAAAAGUCCAGCUAUUGUACAAAAAUGGAUCAUCUUUUUUUGUGUGUUUUCCUACUAACUUCUUUGCAAGAACGUCGCCAUUUCGUGACCCCGAACGUAUCAGUUUCCGGAGUGCCGAGAUCCUAAAAAAAUGAGCUCUUUAUGUAAAUAUGUGAACGCUAUGCUGAAUCUUCAGAUGCACCAUAUGGUUGAGAGGGACUCAUUUCAGUGGCAAUUUAGGUUUUUUUUUUUUUUAUUUUAUGUUUUUGUUUCAUGGGUGGGGCGUAUUUGAGCUUUGCACUGUGUGGGAUGCACUAGCGCCGCAAUAUAUGUUAGGAAUACAGAGUGAGUGUCAAAAAUGUAAUGUGCAGAGCUGCUGUCAAUCAUCAUUUGAAAAGAGGAAAAAAAAAGACCAUAUUUUUAGACACUUUUUGAAUAUAGACAAAAUGGAAAAAAAAUUAAAAGAAAAAAAGGCCUUGUGGAUAGAAUUGAGUGAAGAGG